Molecule: messenger RNA, 499 nt
Organism: Drosophila obscura
Lineage: Eukaryota; Metazoa; Arthropoda; Insecta; Diptera; Drosophilidae
Gene: ND-B14.5A
Product: NADH dehydrogenase [ubiquinone] 1 alpha subcomplex subunit 7
Exons: 2
Coding region: 113-418 (101 amino acids)
Biological process (GO): mitochondrial electron transport, NADH to ubiquinone; ATP synthesis coupled electron transport
Cellular component (GO): mitochondrial inner membrane
Source: RefSeq, a predicted model, not a curated record
AUACUGCCAUCUUCAGUCAUAAACAACAAUCAGCUGGGCUAAAGUUUUUACGCCUGCAAUUACAAAAAACAUUCUUUCAGACAGUUAAACAUUUCGUUUAGCCGGAACAAGCAUGUCUGUUCUACGCCGUGACGUGUCGCCUUUUUUCCAACGGAUCCGGGCCUUUCUCCUGGGUCGUGAGCACAAUCUGGCGCUGCGCUUCGAGAACGACGUAGCCGAUCGCACCCAGCCCCCUCCAAGGAUCCCCGACGGACCCUCGCAGCUGUACUCGGCCAACUAUUACUGCCUGCGCGAUGGCCGUCGCGAGGUGACUCCACCCAUUGAUCUGGUCGCGCAGCAAAAGCAGCUCGCAUCGGACGGCGCAGUGCCCAAGGCGACCAAGCUACCCACUCCGGGCCAGGUAUACGCCUGGGACUAAAUUCAGUUUCAAGAAGAAAUCAUCUUUUUUUUUUAUGUUGUAACUUGAAGCGCUUGAAGCUAAAAUAGAAUCAAUUUAAGC